CGUUUCGUCUCUCCCAGCAGAGCGACGCAUAAGCCGCCAUUUUAGCUGCGGUGGGGUGCACACAAUUGACAAGAAACGCAGUGUUUAAAGUUACAUUUCUAUCAUAAUCACGUAGUAUAUGCGAUCACAAGAGGAGGCAAAACGAGUUCUCUGAAAGUAUACGCCAAACAGAGAAAGGGGCGGAAGAUGGCGGUCGACAGGCGAGACGAGAAAGAUGGAGAACUGAACGUCCUAGAUGACAUCCUGACUGAAGCACCCGACCAAGACGAUGAGCUCUACAAUCCUGAGAGUGAGCAUGACGUCAAUGAGAAAAAAGGGUCCAAGAGGAAGAGCGAUCGAGGGGAUAACCUGGAGAGCAAGAGGCUGCGGUCUACGGGGCACACCACGCGACAGGCCAUCAAAAGGUCCGCGCCCUCCGGCGGGGCCAACGGCAAGAAGCUGGUGAACACGAGGAGCAGGCACUCCAGCGAGUACAAGGGCGACGACUACCACUACGACCGGAGCGAGGACCGGAAGAACCACAGCGUGCGUGGGGGAGGCUCGAGGGGGGACCCCCCCAAAUCGCACAGCGAGAAGCCCCUGACCCGCAGGAGAGAGCCCGACAGGAGGCCCAAGCCGCUCAUGCCCGAGCUGUCUGAGAAGCUUCGGCGCACCAGCGAGGAGAGCGUGGGCCGGAUCAGCCACUCCUCCAAGGAGGAGCACAACUCGGAGGAGUACGCCUCCGAGCAGGAGAGCGGGAGCUCCGCCGAGUCCUCCGAGGGCAACCGCUCCGACCUGGAGGAAGAGGAGGUCAUGGAGGACGAGGAGGAGGAAGGAGAGAAGGGCGCGGAGGAGGAGGACGACGAAGAGGAGGAUGAAGAGGAGGAGGAAGGAGAGGAGGAAGAGUACGAGCUGGAGGAAGGGGACCAGCGGGAGGGAAACGAGCAGAACGACUACGACACCCGCAGUGAGGCCAGCGACUCCCAGUCCGAGUCGGUGUCCUUCUCCGAGGGCGAGUCCGUGCACUCCGGAUCGGGGUCGGAUGCUUCAGGCUCCGAGAAAAAACAUGAGAAACUCCCUUCCUCAGUUCGAGCCGUGCGCAAAGAUCAGACGAGCAAGCUGAAGUACAUACUGAGGGACGCCAGGUUUUUUCUGAUUAAGAGCAAUAACCACGAGAACGUUUCCCUGGCCAAAGCAAAGGGCGUUUGGUCCACGCUGCCGGUCAACGAGAAGAAGCUGAACGCCGCCUUCCGGUCCGCCAGGAGCGUCAUCCUGAUCUUCUCCGUCAGGGAAAGCGGCAAGUUUCAAGGUUUCGCCAGGCUGUCGUCCGAGUCGCACCACGGAGGGUCUCCCAUUCACUGGGUCCUGCCUGCUGGGAUGAACGCCAAAAUGCUGGGCGGAGUUUUCAAAAUCGACUGGAUUUGCAGGCGCGAGUUGCCCUUCACGAAAACCGCUCACCUCUCCAACCCAUGGAACGAACACAAGCCUGUGAAAAUCGGUCGUGACGGACAGGAAAUCGAGCCGGAAUGCGGAACCCAGCUCUGCUUGCUUUUCCCCCCGGACGAGAGCAUUGACUUGUAUCAGGUUAUUCACAAAAUGCGUCACAAGAGGAGGAUGCACUCGGAGCCCCGCUCUCGAGGACGCCCGCCGCACCGAGAGCCCGCGCGCGACCCGGGAAGGCGUCGUCCCGAGGAAUAUGACAUGCACAACAGGAAACGACCAAGGAUUGACUAUCCUCCAGAAUUCCCUCAAAGACCAGGUUUCAUGCAAGACCCUCGUAAUCAACCUGUUGACAGACGGUUCUCUGGAGUCCGGAGGGAUGUGUUCCUUAAUGGGUCCUAUAACGACUACAUGAGGGAAUUUCAUCAUAACAUUGGGCCACCUCCCCCUUGGCAAGGAAUGGCACCAUAUCCCGGAAUGGAACAGCCCCCACACCAUCCGUACUACCAGCACCACCCUCCCCCUCCCCAAGCCCACCCUCCAUACUCUGGUCACCACCCCGUGCCACAUGACGCCAGAUUCAGAGAGAAACGUGUCGUUCGCUCCUUCUCGUCAAGCCUGCAUGAUUAUGAUAUGCGCGUCGAUGACUUCCUGCGACGCACCCAGGCAGUGGUGAGCGGGCGUCGCAGCCGCCCCCGAGAGAGAGACCGGCAGAGGGAGCGCGACCGCCCUAGAGAUGCUCGCCGGGACCGGGAGAGAGACCGUGGACGCGAACGCGAUCGUGAUAGGGACAGGAUUCGAGAUCGAGAGCGGGAGAAGGAGAGGGGGAGAUAUCGGAGAUAGAAACUGCUCUUGGGGAAUGUUGUUUGUGCUAAUUGAACUUGUAAGCCCUUUUUUAUUUUAAACUGAACUGUAUACCUUCUGCGCAAAUUGUGCCCUUUUUUUACACUGUUGUCUUUCGAGAGCCUAAAAGCCCCGUGUAUCAUGCAUGCAGUGUAACAAAACUGGAUGAAAACAACCAAAAAUGCAUAUUUUGUUUUAUUUUAUUUUUUAUUAUUGGAAGGGAAUGAUCUGUUUGCUGGAUGGAAUUCAAAGUAUGUUUUUUUAAGUUCCGUACACAUCUACCUGGUCCUUGCCUUUAAUGUUAUCAAGUCUUGUAGUUGUUGGAAAGAAGGGUUGCAACCCUGCACCUGCCACAGUGUCUGUAUUGUACGUAUUGCACAUGGUUCAAUGAAGAUAUUGCUACUAAAAUGUAUGCAGUUGUACUGAAACUGGCAGUGUUGUAGCAAGUACGUUUUUAUAUACUUUUUGUCUCAAGCCAUGUAUAUCCUAGUGUUUGAGUGACAAGCAAUAUUGACAUUUUCCUUUCUUUUGUCUCAAGUCCAAACCAAGGCUCCGAUGAGUGCUGUAUCUGUACAGUGACUUGCAAUCUAAAGACGUUUGUUGUUUAAAAAGACUAGCUGUAUCUUUUAGUGAUACUUUUGUAUAAAAGCAAACAAUAAAACAAAAGAAAGUC
Messenger RNA from Anguilla anguilla (European eel), 2935 nucleotides. RefSeq names its product YTH domain containing 1 (gene ythdc1). The record is from RefSeq and is a predicted model, not a curated record. Gene Ontology annotation, biological process: mRNA splicing, via spliceosome; regulation of alternative mRNA splicing, via spliceosome. The transcript has 16 exons. Gene Ontology annotation, cellular component: nucleoplasm. Gene Ontology annotation, molecular function: mRNA binding; N6-methyladenosine-containing RNA reader activity. NCBI's taxonomy places the organism in Eukaryota, Metazoa, Chordata, Actinopteri, Anguilliformes, Anguillidae. The coding region runs from base 187 to 2262 and encodes 691 amino acids.